Eruca vesicaria subsp. sativa (arugula) is the source of this 324-nucleotide messenger RNA. The record is from the annotation of a GenBank genome assembly. NCBI's taxonomy places the organism in Eukaryota, Viridiplantae, Streptophyta, Magnoliopsida, Brassicales, Brassicaceae.
AUGAUGAGACUUGCUCAUAGAAUGGUCAGAAACUACUGUUUAAGUGUCAGCAGAUCUAACAACACUCACUCAACAGUUGUUGCUGAACUAAACCAAGUUGGUGUCCGUGUGACUGCACAUAAGAGUCCUGAACCAAACGGCACUAUUUAUGUGCAGCUACUACCUUCUGGCUCCCAAACUCUCCUCAAAAUGUUUUUAACUUCCUCAAAGAUGAAAGAACACGUCCUCAGUGGGAUGUUCUGUCAAAUAGAAACGCUGUGCAAGAAGUUGCUCACAUUGCAAACGGAUCACAUCCUGGUUGCUGCAUAUCUGUUCUACGUGUAA